Molecule: messenger RNA, 2587 nt
Organism: Anopheles coustani
Lineage: Eukaryota; Metazoa; Arthropoda; Insecta; Diptera; Culicidae
Exons: 9
Coding region: 117-2162 (681 amino acids)
Source: RefSeq, a predicted model, not a curated record
UGCAGUUCAAGUAUGGUGAAGUUUGAAAGUAAACAACUUACCUUUUUGGUCGUUUAUGAAAAGUACAACAUUAAAUAUUGAGCUUGAAGUGUUAAAAAGAAAACCGAAAAAUAGUGAUGACCCGAACAAACAGAGCAGAUGGUGUACAACGGCUUCCACCGAACGUGGGGCGGGAAUGUUUACAAGAAAUAAAACAGGAAGAUCCACUCCAGCUAGCGCAGGAAGAUCUGCACGAGACCGACGAAGAAAAGCCACACAUAAUCGAAAAUGAUCCGAAUGGACCACCGGCAACAGUUUCUUCUUCGCCGAAAACUGAAGCACUGGAUGGAUGGCGCUCGCUAAUAUCUUCAGAAAGCGGUGUAGCCUUUGACCGCUGGUUUCAUACGAUUUCCGCUAGGCUAUCUACUUUGGAAAAGGCGUUUUCAUCACAGGCCAUUACAAUAGCAUUACUUACUGAGGAAAAGGAUCAGUUAAAAACAGCCAACGCUCGCAACGAAAGCUCAAUCGCGCAGCUAAGGAAAGAACUACAAAUGGCACAAAACAGCCAGCGGGCUCUUACAACCGAAAAGUCGAGUGACAAGGCUAGUCCAGCCAAACAGUUACAACAAGCAAGCAAUGUUCCCUUGGCACCAAGAUUAACCACUCUACCAAAUACUUCAGCAAAAGUGUUAACCACAGCACCCAGGCAAGCGAUUGGAAGUAGUGGACAAAUUCUUCGAAAUAACAUAGGUUGUAAAAGACAACGUCAAUCCUCUGCUACGCCGAGCAGCGAUGAUGAAACAAGGACAUCAGACAUCCCAUCUCCUAGAGCUUCUAGCUCCCCACCACCUCUCAGCCCAGUUGCAGCCGUACCUUCUACGAGCACCGAAGUGUUAGCGGAGGAGUUUUAUCUCGUACCAGUCAAAAAAUCCAAACCUCGAUCAAACAUCUCAGCUUCCAUACCAAAUAGUGAUUCACAGACCUUCAACUUUACAUUGAUAGCUAGUGUGGAGGAACUGAAGAAAUUUGAGGCCGAUCUUGGACAAGCAGAUGGAAUCUAUAGGCAAAAAGUUUACAAUUGGUUGAGAUCAUCCUUAACGCCUUGCGACUACUUUCGAACAUCUAUACACGAGGCAAUCGAUCUUUUAUUCUGCCGAAAAUUCUUCGCCAAAUUAAGCUGGUCAGGAAAUGGGGUUUGGAGUUUAAAAGAUAUCCCCUUUAGGGCAUACACCAACAUUGUUGAGCUAUUUGUUGAUGUUGCCAAAUCGAACGGCGCGAACCCAACGAGAAAGCAAAUCACAGACUACAUACAAAUUAAACUACGGCACGCCAGAAGGCGGACAGAUUGUACGAUGGUUGAACUAAAAAUGACCAACGCUCGCAACGAAAGCUUAAUUGCACAGCUUAAGAAAGAGCUACAAAUGGCACGAACCAGCCAACGGGCUCUUACAACCGAAGUGUCGAGUGACAAGGCUGGUCCAGCCAAACAGUUGCAACAAGCAAGGAACGUUCCCUUGGCACCAAGAAUAACGACUCUAUCAAAUACUUCAGCAAAAGUGUUAGCCAUAGGACAUUUAACAGGUGAAACAAGGACAUCCGACAUCCCAUCUCCUCGAGCUUCUAGCUCCCCACCACCUCUCAGCCCAGUUGCAGCCGUACCUUCUACGAGCACCGAAGUGUUAGCGGAGGAGUUUUAUCUCGUACCCGUGAAAAAAUCCAAACCUCGAUCAAACAUCUCAGCUUCCAUACCAAAUAGUGAUUCACAGAGCUUCAACUUUACAUUGAUAGCUAGUGUGGAGGAACUGAAGAAAUUUGAGGCCGAUCUUGGACAAGCAGAUGGGAUCUAUAGGCAAGAAGUUUUCGAUUGGUUGAGAUCAUCCUUAACGCCCUGCGAAUAUUUUCAAACACCCAUACACGAGACAAUCGAUCUUUUAUUCUGCCGAAAAUUCUUCGCCAAAUUAAGCUGGGCAGGAAAUGGGGUUUGGAGUUUAAAAGAUAUCCCCUUUAGGGCAUACACCAACAUUGUUGAGCUAUUUGUUGAUGUUGCCAAAUCGAACGGCGCGAACCCAACGAGAAGGCAAAUCACAGACUACAUACAAAUUAAACUACGGCAUGCCAGAAGGCGGUUAAGUUGUAAGAUGUUGAGAAAAUCUACCACGCAUAUACGCAAUCAGAAGAAAUAAACGCGUCUUACAUUAGAAGAUUAUAAAUACAUAGCAGUAUUUAAUUCAAUGGAAGGAUAAGUUUAAUAUUUAUCAAUGCAUUUCAAGUGAAUUAUUAUUAAGUAUGCACAACUGAUUCUCAAUUUAUUCUGUUUAUUAAUUCUAACAAUUUCGUACAAUUUGAUAGGGAUUUUUGAAAAGGAUUAAAGCAAGAAUGAUAAUGACUUUACGACUCUAAUUGACCGUAAUUACAAAGCAUUUGUUGCUUUUAAUGUUUUCGUUUACGUAGGCGAGGUUCAUUGUAUAUAUCUUUAACCUAAGAUUAAUUUAGAUUGAUUCAUGAAUCCCUUGGGAUUCCAAUCUGACAAAAAUAUGAAUCUUCAUGAUUCUCUUAUUAUCGUGGUUUAAGCGAUCAAAAGGGGCUCCUGCAGCAUAGGUUACUUAGA